Arvicola amphibius (Eurasian water vole) is the source of this 2409-nucleotide messenger RNA. It is a transcript of the gene Bco2, whose product is annotated as beta-carotene oxygenase 2. Gene Ontology annotation, biological process: retinal metabolic process; carotene catabolic process. The transcript has 13 exons. Lineage: Eukaryota; Metazoa; Chordata; Mammalia; Rodentia; Cricetidae. Gene Ontology annotation, molecular function: beta-carotene 15,15'-dioxygenase activity; carotenoid dioxygenase activity. The coding region runs from base 367 to 1965 and encodes 532 amino acids. Gene Ontology annotation, cellular component: mitochondrion. The record is from RefSeq and is a predicted model, not a curated record.
AGUCCCAUUUUGUCACAGAGUCAGAGACAACCCAGGCUCAUUUUUAUUUAAUAAGGCCAGUGCCUUCAGAUUUGGAAAUCUUAAGACCCGCCUGCUGCCCCUGAACUGAGUAAAAGUUUUCUCAAAUCUUUCUCCGUUUCCUCAGCAGCCUUCCUGCCACUGCAGUGGGCGUUCUUUCUGUCGCAGUGCACCAGCUCCCAGCUAACCACCAGGAGGGCAGAGGGAGCACAGGAACAAACAGGUUGUUUAGCCGGAAACUGCAACAAGAUGUCUGGCCAGAAACUGUCCUCAAGAUGAACCCUGGGAGGAGGGAUAGACCCAUGGGCCCUACAAACAGAAGCACGUGGGAAGUACUCACCAAACACCAUGUCGAGACAACAAAAGAGUCUGUUGUGCAUUGCUCCACUGCUAAGCACGGUAGAGGAGACAAUGGACACCAUCUCCGCUCAAGUCCGAGGACACAUUCCUGAGUGGCUCAAUGGCAGUCUUCUUCGGGUUGGACCUGGGAAGUUCGAGUUUGGAAAGGAUAAAUACAAUCAUUGGUUUGAUGGAAUGGCUUUGCUUCACCAGUUCAGAAUGGAGAAGGGCACAGUGGCAUACAGGAGCAAGUUUCUACAGAGUGAUGCCUACAAGGCCAACAGUGCUGGAGACAGAAUCGUCAUCUCAGAAUUUGGCACACUGGCUCUUCCUGACCCAUGCAAGAAUAUCUUUGAGCGUUUCAUGUCCAGGUUUGAGCCACCUGUCAUGACUGACAACACCAAUGUCAACUUCGUACAGUACAAGGGUGAUUACUACUUGAGCACCGAGACCAAUUUUAUGAAUAAAGUGGACACUGAAACUCUGGAAAGGACAGAAAAGGUGGACUGGAGCAAAUUCAUUGCUGUGAAUGGAGCGACUGCACACCCUCAUUAUGACCCAGAUGGAACAGCAUACAAUAUGGGGAACACCUAUGGGCCAAGAGGUUCUUGCUAUAAUAUUAUUCGGGUUCCGCCGGGGAAGACAAAGCCCGGGGAGACGAUUCAUGGAGCACAAGUGCUGUGUUCUAUUGCUUCCGCAGAGACCAUGAAGCCUUCCUACUACCACAGCUUUGGAAUGACAGAAAACUUCAUCAUCUUCAUUGAACAGCCUCUAAAGAUGAAGCUGUGGAAAAUGGUCUCUUCUAAAAUCCGGGGGAAGGCCUUUGCUGAUGGGAUAAGCUGGGAGCCCCAGUAUAACACACGGUUUCAUGUGGUGGAUAAACACACUGGACAGACUCUCCCAGGAGUGUAUUAUAGCAAACCUUUUGUUACCUUUCAUCAAAUCAAUGCCUUUGAGGACCAUGGCUGUAUCGUGAUUGAUCUGUGCUGUCAGGAUGACGGGAGAAGCCUGGAAGUUUACCAACUACAGAAUCUCAGGAAAGCAGGGGAAGGGCUCAAUCAGGUCUAUAAUUCAAUGGCAAAAUCUUUCCCUAGAAGAUUUGUUUUGCCCUUAGAUGUUACUGUGGAUGCCCCUGUGGGAAGGAACCUCAGCCCACUGUCCUAUUCUUCAGCCAGUGCCGUGAAACAGGGCAAUGGAGAGAUCUGGUGCUCUCCUGAGAAUCUACACCAUGAGGACCUCGUAGAGGAAGGAGGGAUUGAAUUUCCUCAGAUCAACUAUGGCCGAUUUAAUGGCAAAAAGUAUAAUUUCUUCUAUGGCUGUGGUUUUCGGCAUUUGGUGGGGGAUUCCCUGAUUAAGGUUGACGUGGUGAACAAGACACUAACGGUUUGGAGAGAAGAUGGCUUUUAUCCCUCAGAGCCCAUUUUUGUUCCGGCACCAGGAGCUGAUGAGGAGGAUGCUGGGGUUGUUCUUUCUGUGGUGAUCACUCCCAAACAGAGUGAAAGUAACUUUCUCCUUGUUUUGGACGCCAAGAACAUGGAAGAACUGGGGCGAGCGGAGGUAUCUGUGCAGAUGCCUUACGGGUUCCACGGCACGUUUGUACCUGUCUGAUGGCACAACUACAGGGUCUGAGAAUCAAGUGCAGAGAGAAAACAAUGGGUCUCACCCAAAACUAAAACCCCUGUGGGCUCGUAUUUUGAAUGCUGUUCCCAACUUGUGACACUAUUUUGGGAGGCUGAGGAAACUUUUGGGGGUGAGGCCUCACAGGCACAAGGGACCAGCCUUUGAAGUUUCUGGUUCUCUCAUGCCCUCUCUCUCUGCUUUCUGGUCCACUGCAAUGUGAACAGCCUUCACCUGUGCUCCCCAUCUUGCCACUGAUGGGGUGAUCCACCAUGCCUUCCCACUAUGGCCCGCUGACCCCUGAAACUGUGGACCGAAGGAAAUCUUUUCCCUUUAGUUGUUCUGUUGUUUGUUUUGCAGCAGUGGUAAAAUAGCUAAUGCAAACCCUGGGUGUACUUUGUUUUACAUUUCUAUUAAAAACAGUUUAUGAGGUAA